Messenger RNA from Fraxinus pennsylvanica, 1179 nucleotides. The record is from the annotation of a GenBank genome assembly. Lineage: Eukaryota; Viridiplantae; Streptophyta; Magnoliopsida; Lamiales; Oleaceae.
AUGCGUUCCGGCAUCUCCAAAAUUUUCCAAUGGCAUCGCGGUUGCAGAAAUUUAAGCUUGGCCAAGUAUACGAUUCUGUAUGGAAGCCGGGAUACUCAAGGUCUAAGUGGCCAUGUAGAUGGCUCCACACUGAAGAUGUUCUCAACCUCUUGUGGAGCAUUUGCAGAGGAUGCAAUAAAAGAUAAUCCUGUCUCUGAUAUGUUAGUUGAUUCAUUUGGGAGGCAACAUACUUACUUGAGGAUCUCGUUAACAGAACGUUGUAAUUUACGAUGCCAAUACUGUAUGCCAGCUGAGGGUGCGGAGCUUACUCCUAGCCAGGAACUUCUCUCAACGAAUGAGAUUGUUCGUUUGGCAAAUUUAUUCGUUAGUUCUGGUGUACACAAAAUUCGUUUGACUGGUGGGGAGCCAACCAUUAGGAAGGAUAUUGAAGAAAUUUGUUUACAAUUGUCAGCUCUAAAUGGAUUGAAGACCCUGGCCAUGACUACAAACGGAAUUAUUCUUGAUAGGAAACUUCCAUCGUUAAAAGAAUGUGGACUUAGUUUGUUGAAUAUAAGUUUAGACACUUUGGUUCCUGCAAAAUUUGAAUUUAUGACUAGGCGUAAAGGACAUGAAAGGAUAAUGAAGUCGAUUGAUGCAGCAAUAGAUUUGGGAUAUAAUCCUGUCAAAUUGAAUUGUGUCGUAAUGCGUGGAUUCAAUGAUGAUGAAAUUUGUGAUUUUGUCGAGUUAACACGUGAUAAGCUAAUCAAUGUCCGGUUUAUUGAGUUUAUGCCUUUUGACGGAAAUGUCUGGAAUGUGAAGAAACUUGUACCAUACUCUGAAAUGUUGGAUAGAGUGGUGAAACGGUUUCCAGGACUUCAAAGGAUUCGGGACCAUCCCUCAGAGACAGCCAAGAAUUUCAGGAUAGAUGGUCACCAGGGUACAGUUUCCUUCAUCACAUCAAUGACGGAGCACUUUUGUGCUGGUUGCAAUAGAUUGAGACUUUUAGCAGAUGGAAAUUUUAAAGUUUGCCUUUUUGGACCGUCAGAGGUUAGCUUGAGGGAACCUCUGCGUCAGGGUGUUGAUGAUAUUGAGCUCAAGGAGAUUAUAGGGGCAGCGGUGAAAAGGAAGAAAGCUGCUCAUGCUGGGAUGUUUGACAUUGCAAAGACACCAAACAGACCGAUGAUACAUAUUGGUGGCUGA